Messenger RNA from Halichondria panicea, 3389 nucleotides. RefSeq names its product nucleotide-binding oligomerization domain-containing protein 1-like. The transcript is spliced from 11 exons. The coding region runs from base 125 to 3172 and encodes 1015 amino acids. NCBI's taxonomy places the organism in Eukaryota, Metazoa, Porifera, Demospongiae, Suberitida, Halichondriidae. The record is from RefSeq and is a predicted model, not a curated record. Gene Ontology annotation, molecular function: protein binding. Gene Ontology annotation, cellular component: cytoplasm.
GUAAUGAAUCUAGUUGAGAAACUGAAAAUUGAGUUAGACCCAGACAAAAGGUCAUCAGUAGAAAUAGUAGAAGUUGCAUUCAUUGGAUCUUCACUAAGAAAUUCAGUAAUCUAUAUAUAUAGCUAUGGGAUCACUUGGGUCUCAAGACGACGUGCUGGGCCUCCUGAAAGAGAUCCAGGAUGCUGCUUCUGAUGACUCUCUGGCUGGAGUAUGUUUUCAAUUUCGGGCAUUGCUACCAAAAUGCACUGGCUCUGAAAGCUUAGUGGAACUCUCAUCCCUCCUAAUACAUUCCCCAGAGUACUACCAGAUUGCUGUCUCUCUAAUCCGAUUCAUUGUGCAAGAUAUAUGCAAGGAUGAGCAAUGCAAAGCACUGCAAGAAUACGUCAAUAGUCGAAAGAUUUACGAAACAAACAAGCUCCUUCCAAGCCUACAACUGCGAGAGCUCCUUUCGACAAUUGCCGUAUCAAUGAAAUCAAAAGAUGAGAUAGAACCGUUUAUCCACCACUUUGCUAUUUCUACCUUGAAGGCAAACCCUGAUCGUUUCAAAGCCAGUUCAAACUAUUGCAGAUUGUUGAAGCUGUUCGAAAAACUGCUAAUAGAUGGAAAAAUUAAGCAAGAUGGGAGUGAUCUGGAGGAGCUUCGGGAACUACUUCUAGAAAGGGGGAGAAAAGAUCUUAUUCAGAAUCAGCUGGGGAGUUUCUGCCCAAGCCGUCCGUACACACUAGCAGUCAUGGAUGUUGAGUUGAAAGUCGCCAUUGAGCCUCUAACGCAUUCAGGAAGUGUUCACUAUCGAGAUAACUUGAUUGAAACGUACCAGGUUAUGCCCGAAUUUCCCAUUGAUCAGUGGCCACCCGUUACCAAGGUUCAUUACAUCAACCUUGCACUCAUCACGUCUGAUCCGAUGCCACGCAAUGACCAUUUCAGUCGAGCUACCGUCCGAGGCUCUGUCGACGAUGUCAUGUCGAGAAAAAUGCCCACCUGCUACGAAAACGUGUUCCCAAAGCUGCCCUCAACAAAACCUCGAGGGAGAACACUAGUUUUGAUCGAAGGUCGCCCUGCAUGUGGUAAAUCCACUCUUCUCACCAAAGUCAGCAAAGAUUGGGCAAAUGGUGACAUUUUGCAAGAUAUGCAAAUUCUGGUUCUGGUUCGAUUGCGUCAAUUUCUUGGCAAGAAAGAUGUUAGCCUUGAAGAUAUUUUUGGACAGUAUAGUGCCAAUAGCCGUGUUGUGUAUUCUGUGAUUGACGAAGUGACGAAAACCGGUGGGAAAGGUGUCUGUCUGCUUUUAGAUGGUUUGGAUGAGUAUGGCCACUUGAAAGAUAACACCAAUUUGAUUAAGAAGCUUCUUGUUGGACAAUUGCUACCAAAGGCCAGCAUUGUUAUGGCUUCUCGUCCUGCCGGCUCUGCUCCUCUUAGGAAUGAUUUGCGAUUCAGCAAGCAUGUGGAGAUCAUUGGCUUUUUGCAGAAAGAAAUCACAGCAUAUGUGGAGCAUGCAUUCAAAGAAAAUCGACACAAAGCCAAAAUCCUUCUGAAUUACUUGGACAAGCAUCCCAACAUCGCUCGAAUGUGCUAUCUCCCUCUCCAUCUUGCUAUGGUAGUUUACUUGUUCAGUGUAGGUCAAAAGCUUCCUGAUGCAGAAACCGAUCUUUACUACAAGUUCACUCUGCACACCCUCUACCGCUCUUUCCUCCGUGGGAAAAGUAAUUCUGAUGAUGAGGAUGAUGAAGAAGAGCUUCACGCACUCUCUCAAAUUCCAGACGAGAAGAAACCAAUCUUUCAAAGCAUCUGCUUGCUAGCAUUCAAAGCCACAGCAGAUCAGAAGCAAAUUUUCACGGGCAAAGAUAUCCUCGAAAUGGGUAGUAUGAAGCUACCAGUCAACUACAGGAAAAAAGCAUUUGACUCCCUUGGAUUACUGACCGUUGAUCGUAUCAUCGCUGACAGUUCACUCCCGACAAAAUCGUUUAGCUUCCUUCAUCUCACCCUGCAGGAGUUUUUGUCCGCUUGCCAUUUGCUCUAUUUUUGUGAACAGUCUGAGCAAUUAAACGUCAUUAGAUCACCUAUGGGCGGCAUGGAUCACAUGUGGGUUGUCUGGAAGUUUUAUUGUGGUCUUUCACAAAAGCCUGGAGUCAAGACCUCACCCAGCUUCUUUACGAAAGCCUUCCAUGAAAUCUCCAAUCGCAAUGUAUCUUCCGAGCGUCGGAUUGCGUCCCUCAACAUGGUUCACUGUGCCUUCGAGUCGAAAAAUGUUGCCGCCUGUGUCGAUCUUGUCACUCAGCUGCACGGACGAAUGGAUGUCAACGACAUUUCGCUCACCCCAUCUGAUUGUGCUGCCGUGGGAAAUGUUACCUCUAGUGCCCACAGUGAAGUUAAUGAGAUUGAUCUCAGCUAUUGUCACAUCGGGCCUGAGGGCAUCGGAGCUCUCGUGGACCAGCUGGAAAAUACUCUGGAGGCAGUACACCUACUCAGACUCAGAGCGAGGAUUGACCGAGCAGUGGGAACUGAAGGAGCACCAGCACUUACCAAGCUACUCCAGAGGCUGCCAAACCUCAAAGAGCUGAGGCUGUAUGGGAACAAGCUCGAGACUGCACGUUUUCAGUACCUUGCUCCAGUUAUCAGGGACAUGACCAAGCUGCAGACAUUCAUAGUGUCUCGGAAUGAUCUUGAUAUGGACUCCGGAAGCCACGUUUCAAGUAUUUUGGAAAACUUGCCUCAGCUUCACACAUUCUAUAUCAGCUACAAUCCUAUUAGCGACAAAGGACUAGGAGAAAUGAAGCAGGGCUUGCUCAAGUGCACAGAGCUGAAAAUUUUAGGUCUACGUGGGACAAGUUUGACGGGAAAGUCUGGUGCUCAUUUAAAUGAGAUUUUUGCAACUCUACAAAAGUUGGAGACUGUUGAGCUUUAUCAAAACAAACUUGGAGAUAAGGGGGUCAUUGACAUGCUUCCAGGCCUUAGGAAAGCCACAUCUCUCAAGACCGUGAGUCUUGUGGAGAAUGUGAUAGGGGAUAGUGGUGCUCUUGCCUUGGCUAGCUACCUGGAGUUUACAGACACUCUUGUGCAAAUGAGAAUCUACUACAACCAUGACAUGACGGAUGUGGGCAAGAUUGCAAUACGAUCUGCUGUCGUCAACCGCACACCUCAACUUACUGAAAGAUGUGACCUAAGGGUUGCUGUUUAGCUCUUAAUAACGUAUUGCAUACUCUAACUGUAGCGUAUCCGAAUUACUAGCUGUUAAGAUAACUCAUUCACACUGCUCUAUUUUACACUACACUACACACACUAAUUUUACAUUACAUCCCCAUCCCACACUAGUUUUUGUACAAACACAAUUUUAAUAAUUUUUAUAACAAAAGAGCAUGUAUGGACAUGCGUGUACACAAAAGUUGUUUAACGUG